CUGCUGCCCGGCGGCCAGUGCGGGGCCGACCCCAGCUCGCCUGCAGGGAGGGCUGAGCCUCCUCCGGCCUCGGUCCCGGUCCCCGCGCUGCACCGGCCCUCGCGCCACCGCUGGCUCCCGCACCGGGUUCGGCUGUGGACGGCAGGAUGCUCGGGGCGCUCGUGCUGCUUGCCCUCUGGGCCUCGUCCAGCGCUCAAGCUGGUGACCAGGACGAGGACAUGGCCUUCGACCUUUUCAGGAUCAGCAACAUAAACCGAAAGACCAUCGGGGCCAAGCAGUUCCGGGGGCCCGACCCCAGCGUGCCAGCGUACCGUUUCGUCCGGUUUGACUACAUCCCGCCGGUGAGCGCAGAUUACCUCAGCAGGAUCGCCAAGAUCGUGCGGCAGAAGGAGGGCUUCUUUCUCACGGCCAGCCUGAAGCAGGACCCCAAGUCCCGGGGCACGCUCCUGGCGCUGGAGGGCCCCGGCGCCCAGCGGCAAUUCGAGAUUGUCUCCAACGGCCCGGCAGACACGCUGGACCUCACCUACUGGAUAGACGGCACCCAGCACGUCAUCUCCCUGGAGGACGUGGGCCUGGCUGACUCGCAGUGGAAGAAUGUCACUGUGCAGGUGACGGGGGACACCUACAGCCUGUACGUGGGCUGUGACCUGAUUGAUAGCUUCACGCUGGACGAGCCUUUCUACGAGCAGCUGCGGACAGAAAAGACCAGGAUGUACGUGGCCAAGGGCUCUGCUCGGGACAGUCACUUCAGGGGUCUGCUGCAGAAUGUCCACCUAGUGUUUGAAAACUCAGUGGAAGAUGUUCUGAGCAAGAAAGGUUGUCAGCAAAGUCAGGGAGCCGAAGCCAACGCCAUCAGUGAGAACACGGAGACGCUGCACCUGAGCCCCCAGGGGGGCCCCGAGUAUGGGGGCCCGGGCGCCCAACAGAGGCCGGAGGUGUGCGAGCGCUCCUGCGAGGAGCUGAGCACCAUGAUCACCGAGCUGUCCGGGCUGCACGUCAUCGUGAACCAGCUGCAUGAGAACCUGCGGAAAGUGUCCAAUGAUAACCAGUUUCUCUGGGAGCUCAUCGGCGGCCCGCCCAAGACGAGGAACAUGUCCGCGUGCUGGCAGGACGGCCGGUUCUUCGCGGAAAACGAGACCUGGGUGGUGGACAGCUGCACGAAGUGUACGUGCAAGAAAUUUAAGACCGUUUGCCACCAAAUCACCUGCCCGCCGGCGACCUGCGCCAACCCGUCCUUUGUGGAAGGAGAAUGCUGCCCAUCCUGCUUCCACUCGCUGGACGGCGAGGAAGGCUGGUCCCCGUGGGCCGAGUGGACCGAGUGCUCCACCACCUGCGGCUCCGGCACUCAGCAGAGAGGGCGGUCCUGUGAUGUCACCAGCAACACCUGCUUGGGGCCGUCCAUCCAGACGCGGGCCUGCAGCCUGGGCAAGUGCGACAAUCGCAUCCGGCAGGACGGGGGCUGGAGCCACUGGUCGCCAUGGUCUUCCUGCUCUGUGACCUGCGGUGUCGGCAACAUCACGCGCAUCCGGCUCUGCAACUCGCCUGUCCCCCAGAUGGGGGGCAAGAAUUGCAAAGGGAGCGGCCGUGAGACAAAAGGCUGCCAGGGCGUCCCCUGUCCGAUCGAUGGCCGGUGGAGCCCCUGGUCCCCGUGGUCCGCCUGCACCGUCACCUGUGCCGGGGGGAUCCGGGAGCGGACACGCGUCUGCAACAGCCCCGAGCCCCAGCACGGCGGCAAGGACUGCGUGGGCGAUGUCAAGGAGCAACAGAUGUGUAAUAAGAGGAGCUGCCCCAUAGACGGCUGCUUAUCCAACCCCUGCUUCCCCGGCGCCCAGUGCAGCAGCUUCCCCGACGGGUCCUGGUCCUGCGGCUCCUGCCCCGUGGGCUUCCUGGGCAACGGCACGCACUGUGAGGACCUGGAUGAGUGCGCCGUGGUCACGGACGUCUGCUUCACCACGAGCAAGGCCCACCGCUGUGUCAACACAAAUCCAGGCUUCCACUGCCUGCCGUGCCCCCCUCGCUACAAAGGGAGCCAGCCCUUCGGCGUCGGCCUGGAGGCAGCCAGGACCGAGAAGCAGGUGUGUGAGCCUGAGAACCCGUGCAAGGACAAGACUCACGCCUGCCACAGGCAUGCGGAGUGCAUCUACCUGGGGCAUUUCAGCGACCCCAUGUACAAGUGCGAGUGCCAGACGGGCUACGCGGGCGACGGGCUCAUCUGCGGGGAGGACUCAGACCUGGACGGCUGGCCCAACAAGAACCUGGUCUGCGCCACCAACGCCACCUACCACUGCAUCAAGGACAACUGCCCCCUGCUGCCUAACUCUGGGCAGGAAGACUUUGACAAGGACGGCACUGGGGACGCCUGUGACGAUGAUGACGACAACGACGGCGUGGACGAUGAGAAGGACAACUGCCAGCUUCUCUUCAACCCCCGGCAAUUUGACUACGACAAGGAUGAGGUUGGAGACCGCUGUGACAACUGCCCGUACGUGCACAACCCCGCGCAGAUCGACACGGACAACAACGGCGAGGGGGACGCGUGCUCCGUGGACAUUGACGGAGACGAUGUGUUCAACGAGAGGGACAACUGUCCGUACGUCUACAACACCGACCAGAGAGACACCGACGGGGAUGGUGUGGGUGACCACUGCGACAACUGCCCCCUGGUGCACAACCCUGACCAGACCGACGUGGAUAAUGACCUCGUGGGAGACCAGUGUGACAACAAUGAGGACAUCGACGAGGACGGACACCAGAACAACCAGGACAACUGCCCCUACAUCUCCAACGCCAACCAGGCCGACCAUGACCACGAUGGCCAGGGUGACGCCUGUGACUCGGACGAUGACAAUGAUGGUGUCCCCGAUGACAGGGACAACUGCCGGCUUGUGUUCAACCCUGGCCAGGAGGACUCGGAUGGUGAUGGGCGUGGGGACGCCUGCAAGGACGACUUUGACAAUGACAGCAUCCCAGACAUUGAUGAUGUGUGUCCCGAAAACAGUGCCAUCAGUGAAACCGACUUCAGAAACUUUCAGAUGGUCCACUUGGACCCCAAGGGCACCACCCAAAUCGACCCCAACUGGGUCAUUCGCCAUCAAGGCAAGGAGCUGGUGCAGACGGCCAACUCCGACCCCGGCAUUGCUGUUGGGUUUGAUGAGUUUGGGUCCGUGGACUUCAGUGGCACGUUUUAUGUCAAUACCGACCGGGACGAUGACUAUGCCGGCUUCGUCUUUGGCUACCAGUCCAGUAGCCGCUUCUACGUGGUGAUGUGGAAGCAGGUCACGCAGACCUACUGGGAAGACCAGCCCACCCGGGCGUACGGCUACUCCGGCGUGUCCCUCAAGGUGGUGAACUCCACCACGGGGACGGGCGAGCACCUGAGGAAUGCUCUGUGGCAUACGGGGAACACCGAAGGUCAGGUGCGCACAUUGUGGCACGACCCCAAAAAUAUCGGCUGGAAGGACUACACUGCUUACAGGUGGCACCUGACCCAUAGACCGAAGACAGGCUACAUAAGGGUCUUGGUGCACGAAGGAAAACAGGUCAUGGCCGACUCGGGACCCAUCUAUGACCAAACCUAUGCUGGUGGUCGACUGGGUCUGUUUGUCUUCUCUCAAGAGAUGGUCUAUUUCUCGGACCUCAAAUAUGAAUGCAGAGAUGUCUAAGCAAGACUUGCCGCAUCUCCGGAAAUGUACUGUAGACGCUGUUACCUAGGCCCCAGUCUCUGCUGGUGCUUCCAGCUUCUCUCUCUUUAGCAGCAGCUCCUGUCCUUGACCUUGACUUUGAGGGUCGCUCACCGUCGCCGACCCCAAGCCCACGUGCCUCCAGAGGGUGCGUGUUCGUGGAACCCGACGGGAAACAUCCCGCCCGCCGCCGGAAGACAGCCUGAUGAUGCACCAGACUCUACGUGCAGUGAAAAUUGAACAUGGCAUUACAUCGUUUUCUCUUGUUUGUUUAAAAAGAACGACGUUUACAUAUAAAAUGUAAUUACUUAUUGUAUUUAUGUGUAUAUGGAGUUGAAGGGAAUAUUGUGUGCAAGCCUUUGUCAUAAAUUAAGCAGGAAAAA
Canis lupus familiaris (dog) is the source of this 4063-nucleotide messenger RNA. It is a transcript of the gene THBS2, whose product is annotated as thrombospondin 2. NCBI's taxonomy places the organism in Eukaryota, Metazoa, Chordata, Mammalia, Carnivora, Canidae. Gene Ontology annotation, biological process: negative regulation of angiogenesis; cell adhesion. Gene Ontology annotation, cellular component: extracellular region. The record is from RefSeq and is marked validated. Gene Ontology annotation, molecular function: protein binding; calcium ion binding.